AGGCUGAGGCAGGAGAACGGCACGAACCCAGAGGCAGAGCUGGCAGUGAGCCGAGAUUGCGCCACUGCACUCCAGCCUGGGCGACGGAGCGAGACUCCAUCUCAAAAAAAAAAAAAAAAAAAAGAAAGUGCAAGACAGCAAUAAUGACAUUAUUUUUGCAAAAGAAGGAAAUUACCUUUUAUCUUCACGUUUCAGCACAUUGAUGAUAAUAAGCCUGCCUCUCUCCACAGAAUCCUAGUUUGCCAUCAGGAAAGGUCUUGUCACCCAGUUUCUGACUGUGUGUGAGGACUGUGGCCCUGAGAGCACAUAGGGAGUCUCUCGGGAAGGACACAGUGUGGUUCAGAGCCGGCCUCUGCCACCUGGAAAAGCUGGUCUUGUGACUUCUGUGGUACAACCUAGGAAAUGGGCCCCCAGGCCUUAAACAGAUGAAGGAAAUCUUACUGACAGUGGGGUUCCCUGCCUUGCCAAGGAAGUUCCUGAAACUCAAGAGGGCCAGGGUGAAGAAGGCUCAGGAGGGUCAGGACCCCAGUUUCAGAGCCCAGGCAGGCGGACUGGCCUUGGAGAGAAGCCACAAAGUAAGGAGGGGUGGGGGCAGGAUUCUUCCCAUGGUUUCUUAGUUGGCUGGGGGUUUACAAUCACCUGGGAGCCUUUAAAAGCUAAAGCCGGCCAGUUGCGGUUGCUCACGCCUAUAAUCCCAGCACUUUGGGAGGCCGAGGUGGGUGGAUCACUUGAAGUGAGGAGUUCGAGACCAGCCUGGCCAACAUGGUGAAACCCCGUCUCUGCUAAAAAUACAACAAUUAGCUGGGCGUGUUGGCACAUGCCUGUAAUCCCAGCUACUCAGGGGGCUGAGACAUGAGAAUCUCUUGAACCUGGGAGGUCGAGGCUGCAGUGAGCUGAGAUUAUGCCACUGCCCUCCAACCUGGGUGAAAGAGUGAGACUCUGUCUCAAAAAGAAAAAAAGAAGCUGAACAUACACCUGCCUUAUGACCUAGCGCUUCUAAUCCUAAGUGUUUACCCACGGAAGUGAAUACUUGCGUGCACAAGACUGGUACUAGAAUUUUCAUAGCACUUUCAUAAGAGGCAAAAACUGGAAACUGCCUAAAUGUCCAUCAGUAGUAAAACGAAUAAAUAAAUUGUGGUCUAUCCAUAUUUCAAACGCAUUGCUGAGUAAAAGCAGACACAUACACGAGUAUGUAUGGUAUGAUUCUGUUCAUUUAAAGUCCCAAAAGCAGCAAAAGCACUCUGUGGUGCUGGAAGUCGGGAUGAUGGCUAUCCAUGGCCAGGAGGGUGUGGCCAGUGAAACUAGAGGAAGCAGCGGGUAGUUCUGGGGGCCUGGUUCCCAGGUGUGUACUCGUUUGUGAAAUGCAUUGAAUUGUACAUUUACUUAACAUGUGCUUUUCUAUAUGUAAAUAAUACUUCAACAACAAUUUAAGAAAUCUAUAGUUAUUUAAAUGCUAUUCCCAGAUAUUCUGAUUUAACUGGUUUGAGACAGAGCUCAGGCAUCAUUUUUUUUUUUUUUUAAAGGACUGCAGGCUGAGCACAGUGGCUCAUGCCUGUAAUCCGAGCACUUUAGAAAGCCGAGGUGGGAGAAUUGCUUGAGGCCAGGACCAGCCUGGGCAACAGAGCAAGACCUUAUCUCUAUAAAAAAAUUUAAAAAAAAAUAGCUGGGCAUGGUGGCAUACACCUGUAGUUUCACCUACUUUGGGAGGCUUAGGCAGGAGGAUCACUUGAGCCCCAGGAAGUUGAGGCUGUGGUGAGCUAUGAUUGCACCACUGUGUUCCAGCCUGGGCAACAGAGCAAGACUCCAUCUCUUAAAAAAAAAAAAAAAAAAAAAAAGCACCGCAGGUGAUUCUAAUGUGCACCCAGCGGCUACACUUUAGAGUUAAAAGGAGAGUGUCCUUUCCCCCGAAGUAGGAGGUGAGCUGAGUGAGAAGUGCGGGUGGAGUGAAGAGACCUUGUCGGGGGAUCUGGAGCAGCCACUGGGGGGAAGAGUCCCAGGUCCAGCCUAUUGAGCCCCAGUUUGCGAAGUUUUAUCCAGGACAGAUGUCCACGAAGCUUCCUGUCCUUGGAUGGCUAUUUCCCUGGUUUCUGGGUUUGUACUGUUGGGGCCUGUUGCCAUGAUGUGUUUUUGUUUGGAAGAGAACAGUGGUGUUUUCAGGUCUCUGCUUGGAGCUCACUGGGGCUGAGCGUCCUGGCUGGCUGCACAAAAGGGUGGAGCUGUCUUUGGCCUGGCCUUGAGAAGAGUUGGCAGGACCCACAGGGUCCACAAGAAGUCAGCUUGGGAGAGUGCGGUCACCUCCUUGGAGGAGGAGAUGCCCAAGGAGACCACCCCACCCCAGCUGUGGGGAAGGCCCUGCCUGUGACCACGCAGGCCCGGCUGAGAUUUGUGCUUCAGCAUCAGCCACAGGCUUGGCCACUGCCAGAGGCUUGGAUGAGUACUGGAGGGAGGUUUGCCCUGUGGUUAGGAAGGGCUGGGAAGGCUGGGGGAGUGUUGCCAGGGCAUGGCCCGCCCAGGGGCCUGCAGCCCACUGGAGACAGGAGGGGCCCAGCCUGUGCUUUCACCCAAAUACCCUAUCCUGCCCAGACCCUUUAUUCUUUGCUUGGGCCUCCUACCUCCCACCUGAGUUCCUCUUUGAUCAGUCAGCCACCCUGGGCUGAGUGCCUUGAGGUACCGAACCAGAGCUCCUGGAGGAAAGGGCCCUGCUGUGGGGGACCCCAUCAGCUCCUGUCCAGCCUGUCCCCUCCUUUCCUUCUGGGUGUGUCAUUCUCUGCACCCCCUCACUCUUACUGCCUUGCUUUUUCCUCUCCUUCUCCCUUUUGGGGUGUUAUCUCUUUUUCCCUGUCUCUCCUUCAUUCAUUCAGCAAACACUGGGUGCUGGCUGUAUGCUGGGGAUACAGAGAUGUACGGGACACGCCCUUGCUGGAGCUCAGAGUCAACUGGGGGACACAGAUGUGUAAACAGACAAGCACACUCUGGUGUGGUAAGUGCUGGGGCAGCAGCCUGCAAGAAGCGACAGUGGACCACAGAAGAGGGAUGAGCCCCUCUGCUGGGGGAAACUGAGGAAGGCUUCACAGAGGUGGUGACGUUUCACCUGGGGCUUGAAGGAUGACCGGAACUCCCCAGGUAGAUAAGCAUGAGAAGGGUAAGCAGGUAUGCAGGCAAAGCACGCAGGUGUGAAGGGCUGCUGUGGCAUAGAAGUGAAGGUGCUGGGCUGUACUGCAGGGGAGGGAAUGACGGGCGAUGAGGCUGGAAAGCAGGAAGGUCUGGGAGGCCAGCUGAAGAAGUGACGGGAAGUGAAGAAGGAGCAUCAGCAGGAGAGUGGCAGGAUCAGACCCGGGCCCCAGCUGGCCCUCUGGGCAGUGUGCAUGUGGGAGAGAGGCAGUGUGUACCCACACAGCCGGAGGCAGUUUUGGUCAGGGAGCUGUUGCCAGCAUCUGGGAAAAGGAUUGUGGCCUGGGCUUGCAUGGUGUAGUGGGAAUGAGAAAAGAGAUGGUUUUAUGGGUUAUCUCGGGGGGGACCUGAGGGCUUGAUUGGCUGUGGAGGUGAGGAGAAGAAUGAGUGGAGUAUUCUGGCCUGGGUAACUGUGGGGAGAUGAGAGCCUUUCACAGACAUUGGAUGCCAAGGAGGAAGCGGGUUUGGGGGGCCGCUACUGAGAUUACAUGCAUGGACACGUCUGGAUGGCAGGGUGUGAAGCUCGGGAGGGUGUGGGUGUCAAGGUUACAGAGGUAGACUUGGGAGUGACUGCCUGGUGUGGGUAUUUGGAGCCUGGGGGAGGUGUGCAGAGCAGAGUGCCUGUGUCAGGUGCACCACGAGGCCCCUAGACUCCUGUGUAUCUGGGCUCCCACUCACUGCCCCCUCCUCUCCUGCCCUGUCUCCCCAUUCUUGACAUCUCCCUGUGCUGGUGCCAUCCCUGCCCUCUGGCAGCUUCUCAGGCUGGGGAGCUCCCUACCUGCCUCAUGAUGUGAAAAGCUCAGGGAGUAUUUUUUGCUGCAUGGGGCUGGAGAGCAGGCAGACACCUCCUGUGCCCUCUAGGGAGGGGCCUUCCUGCCUUCAGACCAUGCUCAGCCAGGGGAAGGGCCUCAUCGGAGGAUUUCCAAUCUUUUGUACCUCCUUUAAUGUCAAAACACUGCCACUCCCCUGCUCCAUACCUCUCCUGACAUAAAUUAGGUAGUUUUUUAUGGCUUCCAGGACUCCUGACAUGAAUUCCACAGCUGGGGCAUGGGGAUGGGACGGGACUGGAUGGGACAGAGCGGGAAGAGAUGUGGUUCACAACCCACAGGGCAUGAACACCUAGCGCAAGAAAAAGUCUGUGAGUAGAGUCUACAGCGGCUGCCUGCAGGGUGGGGGACCAGGCUGAGCCCUGUGCUCUUGAAGCCUCCUUCUUGGCCCUCUGGGUUGGGGCCCAGCUGGUCACUGGGUGUCCCCUGCCUGACUGGUUCUGCUGGUGAGUGCUCAGUGACCAGUCUGCCCUGUACUUCUUCAGUUGGCACUACUCCCAUUUUUUUAUUUUCAUUCGUCAAAAUAAACACUACAGGGGAGAAGACACCACUAUUGAGUGGAAAGUGAACUGAAGAUCGUUUUGAGAGCGUGGCAGGUUUACUCAUUUUGGCCAUAGGCAGGGUCUCUGAGCCAAGAGCAUUAUCAGCAGAGAGACAGGAGGAACUGGCUUCAGUGGGCAAACAGAAAGGAAUGGCUUGCAACCAUCCUCUUGAUCAUGUGUAAAGGAGUUGGCUUUUUUUUUUUUUUUUAAGACAGAAUUUCACUCUUGUCGCCCAGGCUGGACUGGAGUGCAAUGGUGUGAUCUCGGCUCACUGAAACCUCCACCUCCCGGGUUCAAGCGAUUUUGCUGCCUCAGCCCCUUGAGUAGCUGGGAUUACAGGUGCCCGCCACCAUGCCCAGCUAAUUUAUAUAUUUUUAGUAGAGAUGGGGUUUCACCAUGUUGGCCAGGCUGGUCUUGAACUCCUGACCUCGGGUGAUCCACCUGCCUCAGCCUCCCAAAGUGCUGGGCUUACAGGCAUAAGCCACUACACCUGGCCAGGAGUUGGCUUUUAAUUUAAAGAGACUUGAAAGUUGGCCGGGUUUGGUGGCUGAGCCUGGUCUGAAGGCAGGAAAGCUCCUCCCCGGAGUUGUCGUGAGCGCCUGCUGCAUGCUCAGCACUGGACUCAGGGGAUUCAAUGAAGGACCAGGCAGAGUCUGUGAGCCCCCGGAGAUGCACAGUCAUGGCACACAGACACAGUGUGACAGAUGCUGAGCAGAGACUUCCGAUCAGGGUGCUGUGACAACCAACAAAUGCACGGAAAGACAGCUUCUCUGAACAGUCCUGUGUCCUGCAAAGAGAAACCAGACAGAGUUGAGGAGCCCCCGGACUACAGUCUGCACUGGCCAGAAGGCUUGAAGGGUGAAGAGAUAAAGAAGUGUGGCCGAGAAGGGAUAACACUGAAUAAAUACAACCAGCAAUACCACAAGCUGUUUAAGGAUGUUCCCUUGGAGGAAGUGGUUCUCAAAGUGUGUUCCUGUGCCCUCCAGAGGGACCUCCUCCUCCAGGGCCGGCUCUACAUCUCCCCCAACUGGCUCUGCUUCCAUGCCAGCCUCUUUGGCAAGGAUGUCAAGGUGGUCAUUCCUGUGGUGUCUGUGCAAAUGAUCAAAAAACACAAGAUGGCACGGCUCCUUCCCAAUGGACUGGCCAUCACCACCAACACCAGCCAGAAGUAUAUCUUUGUGUCACUGCUCUCCCGGGACAGUGUAUAUGACCUGCUGAGGAGAGUCUGCACCCACCUACAGCCUUCCAGCAAGAAGAGUCUGAGUGUAAGAGAAUUUUCAGGGGAACCUGAGUCUCUGGAAGUCCUCAUCCCUGAGAUGAAGUGGAGAAAGGUAUGCCCUUCCUCCAGGUCCCUGUCUCUCCCAGACAACAUCCCUUGUGUCCCUCCAUCAUCCGUGGACUCCACAGACAGUUUCUUCCCCUCCAGGAAGCCUCCAAUGUCUGAAAAGUCAAGAGCCCAAGUAGCUUCAGAAAAUGGUGGGAGGUGGGCAUGGCCCAUGCCAGGCUGGGGUCCUGCCUGCCCUAAGAAGAUGCCGAACUGCUCUCCCACUGCAAAGAAUGCUGUCUAUGAGGAGGAUGAGCUGGAGGAGGAGCCCAGGAGCACUGGGGAGCUGAGGCUCUGGGAUUACCGGCUCCUCAAGGUCUUCUUUGUGCUGAUCUGCUUCCUGGUCAUGUCCUCAUCCUACCUGGCGUUCCGUAUUUCUCGGCUAGAGCAGCAGUUAUGCUCCUUGAGUUGGGACGGCCCAGUCCCUGGGCACAGGUAACAGCCACUUGGCCUUUGUCCCCAUUCCUUCUCCAAGAAGAAUGUUCUGGGUGCUAAGUCUCCACCAAUGAUCCCUGUGGUUUAUGCUGCUGCUGUGCUAAGACUGCCUAUGAAGGAAAAUAUUCCAGAUCCCUCCUCCUCCCCGCAGCUCUUCUCUUCCCUCUAUGAGAGAUCUGAAGUACGUGUUUACAAAGUAACUGGCUUCUACAAUUUUUGGACUCAAGCAAAAAGCCAGAUUUUUUGGAACCAACUGAGGAAUUCUGUACACAAAGCUUCAGCAAACACUUAGAGAAAACAAACAAACAAACAAACUGGGUCCUUGGAAACAGUUCUGGCACACAGGCAGAACACUGGAGGCCACCUCAAGGGACAGAGGCCAUGCUUUCGCAUUUGGAAUGUGGCUCUGCCACACAGCUCACUCCUAUGGUGGGGUCAGAGGUCAGAACACAAACCACCCAUGUGGGCUCUGCUCCCUCCCAACACUCUGUGUUCCCACAGGGCUUCUCUGCGGGCAGCCAGGCACCUGUCAGGCUUGGGCAGGGGCCUGCUGAGAAUCUGUGAAUGCAGAGGGAGGGCUCAUGGCCAGGAUUCCAGCCAGAGAUGAAUUUCCAUGCUCUGGGCCAGGGCUCUGUGCCGGCCCCUCAUGAGGUGGCUGGCUGCAUUAUGGGGAGAUGCUGCCCACGGCAGAGAUGGUGGCAGUGGCUGUGAAGAACAGAGGUACCCGAAUUCUGUGUCCUCAGCUGUCACUUUCCGGUGAGACAGGUGGAGCAGGGCCUUUGAUCACUGUGGUCACAGACCUGGUACUGGGUUUUGCCCUUGUGUGUUCAAACAUUUCUAAGGUGUCCCAAGCCCUGGAAAUAGGGAAGGGAAGGGUGGAGGCUUGGAUCUGAGGUCUUGCUGUCCACUCUCUGCCUGCCUGCCCGCAUCUCAGGCAUGGCCAACAGCAGCCCGUUGAGGGGGGCUUGUCUGGACAGGUGCGUGUGAUGGUGUUGAGCCAUCACAGGGCAGAGGUCACUUGUGUCACCCCCAUAGUCAUUGGGUUGCAGGCCAUGGAGGAGGGACCUCCACUCCAUGGGGCCUAUUCUCCAUUAAGGUGGAAGUGUCCACUGUGGGCCUAGCACAGUGCAGGAACCAGGCCAGGGGGUCUAUCUCAUACCUCUGGGGACAGGAAAGGUAGAGGAUGAGGAGGUUGGACGUGGUGGUGGCUUUGCCUUGGAUAUUCCUCUUCCUCUAUCAAGGCCUUCUCUUCUUCUCUGUGUCCCACAACUCUGGCCUCAUCGCCCUGGGACUCCCAUCUGCUAAGAUAGUGGCUUUGGAGGUUCUGGAAGGGCCUUAGUGAGGAGGCCAGAAGUAUCAGGGAAAGUUGCUGGUGAUGGGGUGGGCGGUGUCAGAAGCAGCCACUGUUUUCCCCUCUUCAGACACUGAGAGAUUAAUCAGGGAAUGAAAUCCAGGUGGAAAUUAUUUAUUGUGGAGCAGACGACUGUCUGUCCUGUUUAUGACAAACCCAAAUGAGAACUGGAGGGACUACCGGUAAGUGGUCUCUUCAUGCUCUCCCCAUCCCAGUUUUUAGGAUGAAAUUUAGAGCCUGGCCUUUUGUGUUGCUUGCACCAAAUCUGUAUGUCUCAGGUGAAACUCACUGUUCCAUGAAUGGUCAUCCUUUUUUUUUUUUUGGAACCAGCCCCUUUCACCCUUUCAUCCGUCUUUUUUUUUAGGAAAAUAACCCUUCUUGCUUCAGCACUUCUCCCUGGUCCUUGCUGAAAGACAGAUAAAAAUCCAUUCUCUGAGCCUUGCUUGGUUGUCAGAGGCCAUGAGAGGUGCCAGUUAUAGGUGGAUGUGCCAAGAUGCUGGCGAACUUGGUCUUCAGCUAUACCCAGGCUCAGAAAGGGCAAGAGCCAUGCUGCAGCGUAGGUGACUUUGGAGGUGCACUUGGGGCCCAGGGCUUUGAGUGUUGCGGGUGUGCCUGUCCUUCCAGAUGGUGCUCUGUUUCUCCCUGUUGUCCCCCUGCCUGGUCCUCUGGGGCCACUGUGCUUUCUGCUAUGUGCAUUUAUAAAUGAUGUGUAUUUUAUAUAGACCUGCUUGCAUUGGCUGAUGCUCCUCUAAUUCCCUGAGUUUGAUUCAACCACCCUUGGGUUGUUUUGCUAUGGCCUUAGCCUUUGAAAAUAUUUUAAAAUAAAAAACUUGAUUUUUCUGGUGUA
This is a messenger RNA of Pan troglodytes (chimpanzee), 8497 nucleotides long. RefSeq names its product GRAM domain containing 2A (gene GRAMD2A). Gene Ontology annotation, cellular component: organelle membrane contact site; endoplasmic reticulum membrane. Bases 5245 to 6303 code for a protein of 352 amino acids. Gene Ontology annotation, molecular function: phosphatidylinositol-4,5-bisphosphate binding. The transcript is spliced from 12 exons. Gene Ontology annotation, biological process: regulation of store-operated calcium entry. The record is from RefSeq and is a predicted model, not a curated record. Lineage: Eukaryota; Metazoa; Chordata; Mammalia; Primates; Hominidae.